Saxophila tyrrhenica is the source of this 1428-nucleotide messenger RNA. RefSeq lists its product as uncharacterized. The coding region runs from base 1 to 1428 and encodes 475 amino acids. Lineage: Eukaryota; Fungi; Ascomycota; Dothideomycetes; Mycosphaerellales; Extremaceae. The record is from RefSeq and is a predicted model, not a curated record. The transcript is spliced from 4 exons. Gene Ontology annotation, biological process: transmembrane transport. Gene Ontology annotation, molecular function: transmembrane transporter activity.
AUGGGUUUCAUGCAGAAGUAUGGGCUGCGGCACCGCGAUGAUCAACGGACGAAAGCUGCGGAGCUCAGUCUUCGCGCCUCGCUCUAUCCAUUGUGCUUGGUCACUAUCCUGUUCUUCCUUUGGGGCUUUUCCUACGGCCUCCUCGACACGCUGAACAAGCACUUCCAGGAGGCGCUCGGAAUCGACAAGGCAAGGUCAGCUGGACUACAAGCAGCUUACUUUGGAGCCUAUCCUCUGGCGAGUCUGGGACAUGCUAACUGGAUUCUCCGCCACUUUGGAUACAAGCUGGUAUUCAUCUGGGGACUGAGUCUAUACGCUCUUGGUGCCCUCAUCGCCUGGCCUUGCCUCCUCCACCACAGCUUCGGCGGCUUCUGCGCUGCCAUCUUCAUCAUUGGCAAUGGCCUUGGAUCGCUGGAGACUGCGGCAAACCCUUACAUUACCGUCUGCGGGCCUCCGAAGUACUCUGAGAUGCGUAUCAAUCUCUCCCAAGCAUUCAACGGGAUCGGAACAGUCGUAGCUCCUGUAAUGGGGUCAUACGUCAUCUUCGUCGACAUCGGCGAGUCUGAUCAGGCGCUGCGCAACGUGCAAUGGAUCUAUCUGGCCAUUGCUUGCUUUUGCAUCUUGCUCGCCAUCACCUUCUUGUUCUCCCCCAUCCCUGAAAUCACAGACGCCGACAUGGCCUUCCAAGCAGAAGAAACCCAUGCCAACACCGCCAUCGAGCCCUUCUGGAAACAAUACCGUCUCUUCCACGCCACCUUCGCGCAAUUCUGCUACACCGGAGCCCAAGUAGCCAUCGCGGGCUACUUCAUCAACUACGUUACCGAAACCCGCGCCAACACCGACAGCCCCCUGGCAGCACGCUUCCUGGCUGGAGCACAAGGCGGUUUUGCUCUCGGUCGCUUCGUCGGUGUGGGUUUGAUGAAGUUUGUCCGGCCUCGAUACGUCUUUUUGCUGUACAUGACGCUUUGCAUUGUGUUUAUUGCACCCAGCAUUACACAGAGCGGCAACACUGGCAUGGCUAUGCUGUACCUGACGUUGUUCUUUGAGUCGAUCAUUUUCCCAACGAUCGUUGCAUUGGGUAUGCGUGGGCUUGGGAAAUACUCGAAGCGCGGAUCUGGAUUCAUCGUUGGUGGUGUCUGUGGUGGAGCUGUUGUGCCACCAAUUCUGGGAGCCGUAGCAGACGCGCGCAGCACCCAGCUCGCCAUGGUCGUGCCAAUGUGCUUCUUCAUCCUCGCCUGGACUUACACUUUGGCGGUCAACUUCGUCCCGGCAUACCGUAUCCCGGCUGACAAGUUCUCCACGACGAAAGUUGGUAUUGAGAACUUGGGCCCUGCAGAUGAGGAGAGCGAGGGUGACAGCCCGAUGCGGGUUGCUGAGAAGAAGGAGUUGGAGCAUGAGAAGCUGGAACACACGCCAGAGGUCAAAUGA